Fusarium tjaetaba is the source of this 2427-nucleotide messenger RNA. Its product is annotated as transport particle subunit trs85-2. Bases 1 to 2427 code for a protein of 808 amino acids. The record is from RefSeq and is a predicted model, not a curated record. The transcript has 2 exons. Gene Ontology annotation, biological process: protein localization to phagophore assembly site; endoplasmic reticulum to Golgi vesicle-mediated transport. Lineage: Eukaryota; Fungi; Ascomycota; Sordariomycetes; Hypocreales; Nectriaceae. Gene Ontology annotation, cellular component: phagophore assembly site; TRAPPIII protein complex; cytoplasmic vesicle.
AUGGAGUGGAGAGCUCAACCUAACGUUCCGUUAUCCGCUGUCCCUGGCUGUCCCGGUCAACUCUGGGCGCACCUCAUCCACCAUGAGGAACCCUACGAUUACCACCCCGUCCGACAUCAUCACCGCCGCCAGCCGCUGCUCGCCAUCGCAUUCAUGCCACAAUCUGUUGAGAAUGCAGCUCCGCCGACGGAACCGCUCCAGGCGUUGCCCGCAGCCGCGUCUGCUAUGAAGCUUACAAAGUCGCGACACUCCACACCUGUAUUAGAGUCACUACCAUUAUCGCAAUCGGAAACCAACCUGGCCUUUCGUCGCUCCAACCCGUCGGCUGCAUCCUUGUAUGCCUCGACUCUCUCUCCACCCGGAUCACGCUCAAUAUCCCCAGCCGGCCGAGGGUCACCCUCUCGAGUUCUUUCCCAUACCGUCUUCGAUGCCCGACCAAGCCGCCCAUUACCUGAGACUGGGGGCGAUGGAUCCGAACCGUUGAAUCUCAUCCUCCGAGCAUUCGUACCUCAUGUCUCCAUCUACUCCUCCCAUGAUACAGAUGCUUUGAUGGACGAGAAGGGCUUUCGAAAUGGUCUCUGGGAAUUACUUCGGCCCUUUGGUGAAGACGUGCCGGGAAAAGUUGCGAUCAGGGAUAGCAACGGGAUGAGCAAAGCCGCAGAAGGCUUCUCUAUCAGGUUUACGAGAUUCGGUGACAACAUUGAACACCCCGAUCCCACAGUUUCGGGGUUCAGGAAUCCUGCAUCCUCGCCAGGUCAGAAUGGCAGCCAAGCGAGCACAUCCAGGGACAAGCAGUUUCUCAUGGACGCGGAAGCCGUAGUCAACAGCCAUUUGUCCUAUGCAGAGGAGUCGUUCGCAGCGCUGCCCCAGCAUGGCUUGUUCGCGGGCCCAGACAAGGGCUCAGAAGAGACAUCACCAUAUUACGCUCUUUACUUGCGAAGGUUGCUAUCUGGCCUUCCUAUUUCACCCCAUGAAACCUUCUCACACCCUGUGGCAUGUGUCGUUGCCAUUAGCUCACGGAAUCCGAAUCCCCUUGAAGAGCUAAAGAAACUCUAUACAGAGACAAAGGAAGGAAAUCGAAAACUUCCGCCUUGGGUAGACAGUGAAUUUAUUCGAUACUAUGUGCUAGUCCACGAUGAAGAGAAGGACGACAUAACAAGAUCUAUGGGGCUGUUUGAACAAAUGAAACGAAAUAUGGGACCCCAUUGCCAUCUUCUUCGAUUGAGAAGCAGCCAGAGUGCCGAGACAGACGACGACAGUAUCCCGCUUCCUCGCAGCGACUGGAUGUCAGCGCAAGAGGAACUGGAGGAUAUCCGAAGGAGUGAAGACGACGAGGACUUUGAGGACCCAACACGCUACAUAUUUGAAUCUGAUGCUACUGCCAUUCGUACGUUUGUGCGUGAGAUGGUGACCAUGUCUGUCAUCCCUUCCAUGGAACGAAAUGUGUCAUUGUGGAAUGACCAAGUUGCUUCUCGCCGAAGAGGCCUCACGGGUCGUUUUAUGAACUUAUCCAGGAAGUGGGCGUUCACCGGCAGCUCCAGGAAUUCGACAGGCACAAGCAACGCAAGAGACAACUACAAUGCUGCUGGGUUUUAUGGAUCAGAAGCUCCUGAGGCUAUUAUGCGAAAAUUGGCAGACUACGCCUUUAUGUUGCGAGACUGGAAACUAGCGCAUUCAACGUAUGAUCUUUUGAGAUCCGAUUUUAGCGAUUCCAAGGCCUGGAAACAUCACGCCGCUGCCAAUGAGAUGGCUGCGCUAAGUCUUUUGCUUCUUCCACAACAGAUGUCAUCGAAGAAUCGCGCCGAGACAAUAGAUCAAAUGUUGGAGGCUGCGUUCUACUCCUACAACACCCGGUGCAGUGCCCCCUACGGAGCGCUGCGAAGCUUGCUCCUGGGUUUGGAGCUACUGCGUUUACGGGGCGGGACCAAUAUUGAUGAUGCAGGGCGCUGGGGCGUGAGGCUUCUUGAAUCUAAGAUCUCUGGCAGUGUGGGUGAUGCAUUAAUAAAGGAACGACUCGCUAGUUGCUAUGGUUCGAAGGAGGGGGUUGGCAGCUGGCACUGGGGCUCGCGCCGUCGAAAAUCAGCAACUUGGAGCGUGCUUAGUGCAGAUGCCUGGCUUCAGCAGUCCAAGCACAUCCAGGCGAGGCGAUGUCUUGACGAGGCCCAGAGGAUGUACUCGACUUUGCCCCAUAAGGAGGGGAUCACCAAGUUUGAGGCAGCAGGUGACUUCAUGGCAUCACUGCAGCACAGUCUUGCAGAGUCGCCAGACGCGUCAGACAACGACGGCGAGGGGGAUGACGAUGACGAUAUUGACGAGGAGAGUGAGGCCCUCAAUGACAUGAAGCCGAGGAGACCAAGCACAGCAGCGGUGGACAUGUAUCGGGAUACAACGAAGGAGGAAGGUGGUAGCAUGGAUGCUGGCACAUAG